Messenger RNA from Lemur catta (Ring-tailed lemur), 1330 nucleotides. It is a transcript of the gene ADM5, whose product is annotated as adrenomedullin 5 (putative). NCBI's taxonomy places the organism in Eukaryota, Metazoa, Chordata, Mammalia, Primates, Lemuridae. The coding region runs from base 790 to 1119 and encodes 109 amino acids. The transcript has 2 exons. Gene Ontology annotation, biological process: positive regulation of heart rate; regulation of systemic arterial blood pressure; adenylate cyclase-activating G protein-coupled receptor signaling pathway. The record is from RefSeq and is a predicted model, not a curated record.
GCCCUUCCACUGCCAGCGCCUGUGCACGGAGGCCCUGGCCCCCAGAACACUGUCCACACACCUAGGUGGCCCAGCACACCAUCCAUGUCUUUAUACAGCCCUGGCUGCACCUGAUGUGGUACAUCCUGAGCCCUCGGCCAGCCGGCACGUCGCACCUGUUAAACCUCGUCCUCCUUUUCCAGGAUGGGACACUGCUAGUGCCCAGUCUCCCUUUAACACCCCCCCAGCCGGCCCUGUCUGCACUUGCCCCAUGUCGCCCAACCCUUUUUCUGGAAGUCUUCUGGUCCCUGAGACUCCAGGGUCUUCCCACGGUCUAUAGAGUGCGGCUCCCUGAUGGGGUGGGGGUGAGGGUGAGGUCGCAGUACACUGGGGCCCAGGGCUUUUCCACCCCCACGCCUUUUUCCUGGAAGUCCCGCUUUGUCGCCACCUAGACGUGUCAUCGCCCCGCCCCUUUUCCCGACGCCUUAAAGGGGUCGGGUCUCCCGAGUCCUCCCAGGUGCAUGGCCAGCGGCGCUGUGACUCGCACGCCCAGUGACGGCUCUGAGGCUGCGGUGCAGGAGGCGAGGGAUCUAGGUUCGAAUCCUGGCCCUCUGGCGUGGUGUGGCCUCUUCUACUCAUAGACUGGGCCUCAGUUUUCCCCGCCUGGGAAGUGGGGACUGGCCCUGUGUCCUCGCUCUGAAGCGGACGCUCGGAAGGAAGGGAACCCGGGCACGGGGAGGGGGCAGGCCCGCACCCCGGAGGGGCCGCUUCACCUGCCGGUUUGCCGAUCCGGACCCGCCCUGCCCCUCGAUGACCGCUCGCAUCCUCGUCCUGAUGAUGCUCCUCGCCGUCUCCGCCCAAGGGGACCCGGACUCCGCGGGCAGGCGGCCCUGGCAGCAGGUCGCCCAGCACCGCGGGCGCCUAUGUUCCCUGGGCACGUGCCAGACGCACCGCCUGCCGGAGAUCAUAUACUGGCUCCGCUCUGCCUCCACCAAGGAGCCCUCCGGGAAGGCCAGCCGCAAGCCCCAGGACCCCCACGGCUACGGGCGCCGGCGGCGGCGGGAGGUGAAAGCCCUGCUCCAUCUCUGGGACUACCGCCUGCAGCAGGGGGGCCAGCGGAGUGCCCGGAUCGCUGGGUGACCUCGGACAUGUCUCCUUGCCCGGCUUCAGUUUGCCCAUCUGUGUAUUGGGGUUACUACCCCAAUUUCUCCCCCUAACCCCAUCCUCUGAGAUUGUCUUCCUCACCCUCACCCCUGGCUGUGACUGGGCUGGACCCAGGGGCACACCGCACCCAGCCUGGACAAAGAAUACUGGCGUCCCGAGGCGAAUAAAGCAAGAGUUGUGCGUUUCA